AUGAAAAUCCAUGAUAUUAAUAUAUUAUUGUUUGCGCUUCCAUUAAAUAUAUUGGUAGGUUCCCCCCAAAAAAAUCCAUCCAUCAUAACAUGUCAUACACCAACCAAUAGAUCAUUAUGCGAAUGUGACCUAUAUAUGCCAGAUUAUGAUAAUUAUCCACAAAUGAAAAAAGUAAUACAACAAUUUGAGGAUCGUACAUCACAAAGGUUUCACGAAUACGACGAUCGUAUGGUCGAAAAACGAAAGCAAUAUAAAGAUAAAUGUGACAAAGAAAUUCAAAAAAUUAUUUUAAAAGAUAAAUUAGAAAAACAAAUGGCAGAACAGUUAACCACAUUACAAACUGAUAUACAAAGUGACGCUCUUCCCACAUGUAUUUGCGAAAGGUCGAUAGCAGAUAAAGUGGAAAAAAAUUGUAUGAAAUGUACACAAAAUUUGGGAGGUAUUGUUGCACCCUCUUCAGGAGUAUUAGCAGGAAUUGCUGAAGGUGCGCUAUAUGCGUGGAAACCUACGGCACUUAAGGUUGCUAUUGACAAAGCUAUAGCUGCGGGUGCUGCUAUGGGUAAAGCCGCUGGUGAUGCUGCAGGUGCGACUGAAGUAAUUAAGUUAAUGAAAACAACAUUUUAUAUAAACGAAUUAAAUGGUAAGUUAUUGGAAUCGGUUUUUACUGCACAGAAUUAUACUAAUUUUCCAAACCUUCCUCAUGUUAUUUAUAAGCAAUAUAAGACGACCUGUGAUUUGUUCGCCAUUAACACUAGUAGUGAUCCUAUAUGUAAAAUUUCUAAGACAUUUAAUUUUAUUGCAGAGUCUGGUCAAGCACCAGUUUCAGAGGAGGCUGUUAUAGAAGCAAAGGUAACCGAAAUUUUUACAAAAGCUACAGACGUUGCUGCUACUGAAACCACAAAUGUUACUACUACACAAACAACAAUACUUGAAACAGCAAAGAAAGGCGCUAUAGAAACUACUUGUAUGGGUUACCAUACUACUAUUAUUGUUUCUAUUAUUGCAAUAUUAGUUAUAGUUUUGGUUAUGGUGAUAAUAUAUUUAAUUUUGCGAUAUAGACGAAAAAAAAAAAUGAAGAAAAAACUGCAUUAUAUAAAAUUACUAAAAGAAUAA
Plasmodium falciparum 3D7 is the source of this 1113-nucleotide messenger RNA. RefSeq names its product rifin. Bases 1 to 1113 code for a protein of 370 amino acids. The record is from RefSeq and is a predicted model, not a curated record. The transcript has 2 exons. NCBI's taxonomy places the organism in Eukaryota, Apicomplexa, Aconoidasida, Haemosporida, Plasmodiidae.